AUGCACGGGCUCCUCAACUCAGUCCUUUUUGCCGUCCUCUGCGGCUCAGUUUCCUCCGCCCCCGCUCGCGACCCGUCCACCCUCUCGCGGCGCGACGCAGCAACGCACACUGACGGGAGCCCAGCGUCCCCAAGUCCAACGGUCCGAUUGGCCAGCGACGAUCCGAACUUCGUGCUGUGGAACGAGGCCUCGGCGGCGGACCCGCAGCCGGAACGAGGCGGUCUGGGGGCGACCAUUAUGGGGCCACAGGACACGGCGAUUGACCGCCAGAACCCGUCAAUACUGGCGCCGCCUACCACGGACUCGGGGACUGUUGGCAAUGCCAAGUGGCCUUUCAGUCUUAGCAAGAUGCAACUCAACACGGGUGGAUGGGUCCGUCAACAGAACGUGCAACAAAUGCCUCUUGCUACAGCAAUGGCUGGCGUCAACAUGCGUCUCGAAGCAGGCGCAAUUCGCGAGCUUCAUUGGCACCACACUGCUGAGUGGGCUUAUGUUAUCAAAGGUUCCACGCAGAUAACCUCCGUCGACUCGCAAGGACGAAACUAUGUCGCCACCGUCAAAGAAGGGGAUCUUUGGUACUUCCCACCCGGCAUACCACACUCGCUCCAAGCCACCGAUGACUCUCCCGAGGGCACAGAGUUCCUUUUGGUUUUCCCUGAAGGCAGCUUCAGCGAUGGCAAUACCUUCCUGCUCACCGACUGGCUGGCACAUCUGCCCAAGGAAGUUAUCGCGAAGAACUUCCAAGACGACAUUUCCGAGUGGGACCAUAUCCCUGGCGAGCAGCUCUACAUCUUCCCCGGAACCGCACCCCCAGACGACCUGCAGCCCCCAGUGAGCCCGCAGGGGACGGUUCCGGAGCCGUUUUCCUUCGAGUUCUCCAAGCUCCCCGCCAAGCACUACUCGGGCGGGACGGUGAAGAUCGCCGACUCGACCGUCUUCAACGUAGCCACCCAGGUGGCCGUCGCGGAGGUCACCGUCGAGCCCGGCGCGAUGCGCGAGCUGCACUGGCACCCCACGCAAGCCGAGUGGGGCUACUUCCUGGAGGGCAGCGCGCGCGUGACGCUGUUCGCGGCGAACGGCGUCGCGCAGACGUUCGACUACCAGCCGGGCGACGUCAGCUACGUGCCGACGUCGUUCGGCCACUACGUCGAGAACACGGGGAACACGACCCUGCGCUUUCUCGAGGUCUUCAACACCGACGUCUUCGAGGACGUCUCGCUCGCGCAGUGGCUCGCGCUCACGCCGCCCGCGCUCGUCAAGCAGCACCUGCACCUGUCGGACAGCACGAUCGCACGGCUGAGCAAGACGAAGGGCGUCGUUGUGGCGGGCAAGCCGCACUACCCGGCCCCCAUGGAUUAG
Molecule: messenger RNA, 1359 nt
Organism: Epithele typhae
Lineage: Eukaryota; Fungi; Basidiomycota; Agaricomycetes; Polyporales; Epitheliaceae
Product: oxalate decarboxylase
Exons: 9
Coding region: 1-1359 (452 amino acids)
Biological process (GO): oxalate metabolic process
Source: RefSeq, a predicted model, not a curated record